AUGAUCGAUGCUUCUGGAAAAUUCCAGAUUUGUGUGGGAUUCAUAAUUGCUUGUGCAUCGUUCCGAUUCCGUCAAAUGACCUAUGCAAAGUAUCUGAUGAAAGGAUCUUAUUUCCAACACUCUGAAUUUCUUCUGAAUGCAUUUGUUGGUCUCUGUUGGGUGCGUGCUGAUCUCAUUGCAUGGGCAAUUCAUCUCACAAUCGCAUUGAUGUUUGUUAGCGUCUCCAAUGUAUAUCUUUCGUGUAAAAGUUUGGAAACUCUCGAGUAUUAUGGCACUUUUCGUUCGAAAUAUUUCUUCGAGGAAGCUCAUAAAUGGCCAAUUGAGAGAAUUGUUCAAGCGGAGACUUGUUUGGAUAUAAUGCUCGGAAUGAUAUUGAUCAAAGCAUUGGAAGUUAUUGAGAGAGAAUAUCAGGAAGAAGAAGAAGAGGAACAUGAUGAGAAUGAGGACAAUGAAACUGAGGAAGAGGAUGAUGAGUGA
This is a messenger RNA of Caenorhabditis remanei, 477 nucleotides long. RefSeq lists its product as uncharacterized. NCBI's taxonomy places the organism in Eukaryota, Metazoa, Nematoda, Chromadorea, Rhabditida, Rhabditidae. The record is from RefSeq and is a predicted model, not a curated record. The transcript is spliced from 4 exons. The coding region runs from base 1 to 477 and encodes 158 amino acids.